GCUUGGCCUGCUCUGGCGUCGUCGGGAUCGCCUUCGAGACGUUCGGCGCCGUUUGCUGUAAGUGCGGCUCAGGGCAAGGAGGGGAGGGAUUCGGCCCCUCAUCGUCGCACCUCCUUGCCCACAUCGUCGAUGGGUACCUUGUCGUUGACUGGCCCUACGGCGUCUACGGGCGGCGCUCAUUUUCCCCCACUGGCCCGCUCCUCGGGGUGGGGGGCAAGUGCAAGCUGCGCGGCGGCUUCAGGCACUUCGUCAUCGGCGGCAGGGUCUUCGGCGGCAUCUUCGAGGCUUCCGAGGUUCGGGACUCCGUCGGCUUCGACAGGCUCAUCAGCGGCACCUCCCCCGGCUGCGGCUUCUGCGUCGACUGA
This is a messenger RNA of Prorocentrum cordatum, 365 nucleotides long. NCBI's taxonomy places the organism in Eukaryota, Dinophyceae, Prorocentrales, Prorocentraceae. The record is from the annotation of a GenBank genome assembly.